AGUGAUCCCAAGGGAAACAAUUCAAGUAAUAACAAAGCGAGCUGCAAUGACACGACGGUCUGUAGAAAAACUUCCCAAGCUAAUGGAUCUUGCAAAUGGAGCAAAAACUUCAUCCAUGGUGCCAGGGAAGUGAUGCACCAGGUCCACAAAGCCCCCAGCUGCAAGUCUGGACAGAAUCCUGGCAUAAGGUGCUGUGAGAGCCCAGAACUGGAGAAUACUAUGUGCCAGCUCACUACCAACAUACAAUUCCCCAGGUCCAAGUACCACAGGGUUACCUCAUUAAAGACAAUAUUGCCAGUGCUGAUAGGGCAUUCUCUGAUGAGUUGGUUAGUUAGUAGUUCUAAAUUUGUAAAUUCCCCAGAACCCUCAGAAUACAAUCCUAACUAA
This is a messenger RNA of Carlito syrichta (Philippine tarsier), 387 nucleotides long. RefSeq names its product probable ribonuclease 11. Gene Ontology annotation, molecular function: nucleic acid binding. The record is from RefSeq and is a predicted model, not a curated record. The transcript has a single exon. The annotation marks the transcript as partial. NCBI's taxonomy places the organism in Eukaryota, Metazoa, Chordata, Mammalia, Primates, Tarsiidae.